AUGGAAGAAGAGCAUGGCCAAGUAAUUUGCCCCAAAAAGCAUGGACAAACGAAGAUUAUGACCACCUACAUUUUUGGAAGGUAAUUUUUGACAUUUUUCGUUUUUUUUUUUUUGAAAAAUCGAUGUUUUUCAGGCCAUAUCAAACCACUCAAACAUCAGAUGGCCAUCAAUGGAUUCGGGUGGGCGGUGGAUAUCAGCGCCGUUCGGAGUUGGAGACCCGACUGUUUCAACGGCGGCUUGAAAGACAAAAACUCCCGAAAAAUCUGAGAAGAUGGUCAAGCACUGCCACUUAUACCGUGGAGAACAGUGAAAUCGGUGAGAUCUCUUCGAUUUUGUAUUUGCAAACAUUUCCGCCAAAAGUUCGCAAAGGUACGGCCGAAAAACGGUUUUUCUCACACCGUCUCUUCAUUUUCUAUACUCUCUAAUCUGCAAAGAUCGUUGAAUAUCUCGGCUGCGGCUGCAAAGCUUCCGCUGAAAUUUUCAGACAUUGAUUUCCAACCUAUUUAGGCAAUGUAUGCAAAAUUUUAUCAGAUUCGAAAAACUUUUUUAUAUUAUCCAUGACACAUUUUUACAUCAAAAUUUUUUAGUCAAUUCGCCGGAAUCUCUUCCAAAUGUCAACCGGACCAUCUGCAUUGCCCGUCCACUCAGUUCCGCGGAUGAUACGCUCGUUGAGGACACCAGAACCAACGAUUCUUUCGACUUUGCCAUUGCCAGACGGCCAAUUCCCAAGAUUUUUCCUCAAAAAACCCAUAAAAUCUCAAUCGAAUCGACCAAAAGCCCUGAUGCAAACUCCAAGGACUUCUUGGAGGUGGACGAAAAGUCAAGUGAAGAGUUUUUGGACGCGGACGAAAAAGAAAAUCUUGACGAAAUCUCGGAUUGUUCCCAGAAAACCGCUUCCACCGCCCAUUGGAUCAACAACCCCGCUCCUAAAUCCGAUACCUGCACUGCAAAGUCAAGCCCACGAUUUUCCGACGAUUUCAGCAGCAAGACCAAUGUCUAG
Messenger RNA from Bursaphelenchus xylophilus (pine wood nematode), 1000 nucleotides. NCBI's taxonomy places the organism in Eukaryota, Metazoa, Nematoda, Chromadorea, Rhabditida, Aphelenchoididae. The record is from the annotation of a GenBank genome assembly.